GAUCAAGGUCAUUUAAGCUAUGCCAGGAAGCGUUAUGAUUUAUUUCACGAAUGCGAUGAUCCCCUUAAUGCCAGCAAUAUAGUACCUCCUGAUCCUCAGUUUAUCAUUGUAGACUCUCAAGGAAACAACCUAAAUACAGUAGUUCUCAACAGGAUAACGUGUUUUGUUAUUUUCAAAACCAGAGGGUACACAAUGAGCCUAGGUGAACAAGUUAUUUUUAUGCUGAAAACUCAAAUUCAGCAAUGUACAAUCGUUGAUUCUAACCUCAACUACUUUACGAUUCCAUAA
This is a messenger RNA of Funneliformis caledonium, 288 nucleotides long. NCBI's taxonomy places the organism in Eukaryota, Fungi, Glomeromycota, Glomeromycetes, Glomerales, Glomeraceae. The record is from the annotation of a GenBank genome assembly.